AUGUUGGCCGCGGCGAAGGUUGACAGAGGUGACCAGAUAUCUGAGUGCAGGGAGUUGGCCACGGUGAAAACAGAGGUUGGCUGCGGCGAAAAUCACAAGGCCUAUAGGGCAAUUAAAGCAUGUAAUUUGGAUUUUGAAGCUGCUGUAAUGGAGAGGAAAUUGCAACUGCAAGAGCUAGAAGAAAUUCGAAUAGAGGCAUAUGAGAGCUCUAGAACCUACAAGGAGAAGAGUAAAAUCAUUCAUGACAAGGGAAUUAUGAGGAAACAAUUUCAUAUGGGUGAUAAGGUCCUGUUAUUCAAGGCUAAGUUCAAGUUUAAACAUGGAAAAUUGAGAACCAUGUGGGAUGGGCCUUAUCUAGUCACCAAAGUAUACCCUUUUGGAAUAGUUGAAUUGAUAGAUGAAAAAAGUGGCCAAAGUCUGAAAGUUAAUGGUCACUUACUCAAGUUGUAUCAUGAGCACUUCCAUCCCUCAUGA
This is a messenger RNA of Neltuma alba, 474 nucleotides long. RefSeq lists its product as uncharacterized. The coding region runs from base 1 to 474 and encodes 157 amino acids. Lineage: Eukaryota; Viridiplantae; Streptophyta; Magnoliopsida; Fabales; Fabaceae. The transcript is spliced from 2 exons. The record is from RefSeq and is a predicted model, not a curated record.